Messenger RNA from Amyelois transitella, 2156 nucleotides. RefSeq lists its product as uncharacterized. Lineage: Eukaryota; Metazoa; Arthropoda; Insecta; Lepidoptera; Pyralidae. The record is from RefSeq and is a predicted model, not a curated record. The coding region runs from base 348 to 1025 and encodes 225 amino acids. The transcript has 4 exons.
GGCAUGGUAUAGCGUAGCGAACCAGUCCACAGUCGUCCAUAAGUAUACAGUUCUGCGCACACGCAUAUGUUCGAUGUUCUUAACGCGCAAGUGAAAUCGAAAUACCGUUGUGUAUUAUGUGAUUUCUCCCUAUUACUUCUAUAACCUCAAACAGAUUUGCUGCAUCACAAUUCAUUACAGGCUCCACAGUGGCUCCAAUCAAUUCGAAACCUGGAGCCGGUUCCACAAGCAAAAGUGGGGCCGGUUUAGGAAAGACAUCAUCGUCGUAUGGGAAAAGUUCGUCAACAUUCGGGAAAAAUGACAAAAGUAGUGGCAGCUCCAUUGCGCCUAAAAUAAGCAAGUCGUCUAUGCCAGUAUUAGGUGGAAAGAGUUCUAGUGGAUCUUCGGGUAUCAGCAAAAACUACCCAUCUUUCACUCCACCAAAAAGCAGCAAGCCUUCAGUCAGUUUGGGUAUAAUAUGGAUUCCAACGAGAAAAAAUAAGAAAAAAGAAGCUGUUUAUAAACCCAAUAACUACAAAUAUGAUUAUUCGGAUAAAUCACCAUCAAUGUACAAAUUUAUGUCUGGAGACUCCCCUGAUUACGACCUGUACAAAAAGAAAGAAGAAGAAGCUAACCUGUUGAUUCCUGAGAGGAGCAAAGCACCUUUAGCGACAAUUGCGAGUGCUGAAGUAGCAGCGGCGGCGGUGGAUGUCCCACCACCUGAAAAUGUUGGCAGUAUUCCAGACGAAAAACAAGAGCUCUUGAAGUUUGAUAAAGAUGAAACCAAGGAUGGUUCCGGAGAUACAAAAGAAAAAGAUGACAAAACUGAUAAUGAUGAAGAUUAUCUCGAGAACAAAGAUAUUGAAAAGAAAUCAACAGACGGUAAGUGGGAUAAGGAUAAGUUUGCCGACAAUGUAGAUAGUGUCUACUUAAGGCCCCCUCCGCCACAUAAGGCCCGCUCUACAGCUUCCACUGCUGAAGAAAAAGACUGCUGCAUUGAAUGCCUGUAUUACACACUUCAGUGUUGUGAUUGUGUCUUAAUGUAAACAAUGCAUUUUCAUUGGUGAAAAUUCAGUGGGUUUACUCUUAUUGAUAGACCAUAGUGUUAACAUGACUGAAAGUAAAACUUAGAUAAAACAUAUUAUUGAUCUAGCUACCUUUUACCCACUAUAGUAAUUUUAAACAGAUCAUUUCUAUUUAUUUCUCGGAUUGUUUACUCAAAAAAUUAAACAAUAAAAAUAAUUAUAUAUUCUUUACUUUUAGUGCAACACUAAUUUGGUCCUUUUAAUUUUUAUACUAUUAUCAAAUACAUUGAAUUUUCAUCAGUUAUAUCCGAAUUAGAUUCAUUAACAUUAAUAAAAACAAUGCCAUUGUUGCAUACUUAAUUAAUAACUUAGAAUAAGUUCUUUAUAAUUUAAAUAACUAAGUUGCCAUUAAAAUGUAUCAUUUACAUUUGAGUCUCCAACCUUGCCUUAACAACCUUCUCUGUUGUUUUCAACAAAUUUCUUUUUUUGUUUUUAUAUUUUUUGAAGUAAUAAUAUUCAUGUGUACAUCAUCCUAGUAUGUCGUCAUAGUUCCUAGUAAAAUGUUUAUAAUAAUUUAUAGAGCGAAUUAUGAUUCUGAAAGAAAUUGUAUGCAUGAAGCCUUUAUUUUUGUUUAAUACCUUUAUAUAAUUUUUAUGUUGUUUCCUUGCAAUUUAAGGUUGUGUGUGAGCUGUGUUGAAAUGUGUGCUUCAAACAGCUUACAUUUUAUUAGGUUUCUUUAUAUAGUUAUUUGAUAAAAUGUACAUUCCAUUAAAUUGCUUGAUACCGCUGACAUAACUUUAUCAAAUGAUAUAUUUUCUAUUCAUGAAUUUACAUGUAUUUUGAUAACUAAAUAUACAUACUAUAAAUUUUGUGGUAUUUAGAGGUAUUUUUAAUGGAUAUAAGUAACGAGAUUAUAUGUAAUUCUCAAUAUCUUUGCCUAUGUAAAUUUUACAGGUGCUCAAUAAGUUAAAUUUAUAUAAAUUAGGGUAUCAAAACUUGACCUCAUGUUAAUUCUAUGAAAUUGACUUUCUUAAUAUUAUUAAUUGUCUUGUAACAAAAUAUAUCUUGUAACAAGGCGAUAUUCCAUAUAGUACUUUUUGUACUUUGAUAUUAAAGUAGUAAAUAUUUUCAAUAAAUUUACAUAAAUUUCAA